Grosmannia clavigera kw1407 is the source of this 2337-nucleotide messenger RNA. Its product is annotated as O-glycosyl hydrolase. The record is from RefSeq and is a predicted model, not a curated record. The coding region runs from base 1 to 2337 and encodes 778 amino acids. The transcript has a single exon. Gene Ontology annotation, biological process: carbohydrate metabolic process; cell wall organization. Gene Ontology annotation, molecular function: glucan endo-1,3-beta-D-glucosidase activity; 1,3-beta-glucanosyltransferase activity. NCBI's taxonomy places the organism in Eukaryota, Fungi, Ascomycota, Sordariomycetes, Ophiostomatales, Ophiostomataceae. Gene Ontology annotation, cellular component: cell surface; extracellular region; fungal-type cell wall.
AUGCUACACAGAUACUCUUUCGAGUCCAACACGGACGAACAGCAGCCUCUCGACAUCAUCUACAGCUCUCCCCAGCAUACCGCUGACCGACGACAACCACCACAGCGCCGCCAGAGCUCAUUUUACGACGACGACCCCAAUGGAUCUUACUACGAUCCGCCUUCUCCACCACCACCGGCCCGCGGCCAUAACGCAAACUCCGGGCAACAACGCUCAUGGCUUCCGGCCGGCGCUGCCAUGACUGCGGCUCCACCGCCUCUUACGACGACAAUUCAGCACGCAGGCGACGACCAGGUGUACCAGGUGUCGCCCAUGUCCCCGCCACGGCCUCCACCGCACCGCCGCUCGACCCGGGACCCGCAGUACUCCUACCCCCCGUCCGCGUCUGCCACCGGUCAGCUGGCGCCGUCUAUUGUCACACCGGGCGCUGACAACUUUGGCGACUCUGCCGCCGGCGGCAUGGCUGCCAUCGCAUACACGGUGGCCGAGCAGAACGCCCGCGAUAGCGGACUGCAGGCCAUGCGGGGCAUCUCGCAGCCACAGCAGCAGAGCCCAGCCUAUGGGGAGGAGCGCUACGACGAUCCGGACUUCCAGUACCAGCAGAGACCAGCGCCCCUGCGACCCCGAUCGUUUGCCGCAGCAGGGCAGAGCUCCAACAGGAGCUCGGGGUCAAGCCAGCAAGGACUGGGCACGGCAGCACUGGUCCCUGGAGGUGCGACGUCCAGAUCCGGAGCACCGUCACGACGCCCGCCUAGCUACGCCACAGACGUGUACGCAGAUGACCCGUACCAAGGCUAUUCGGGACAUGACCCGAACCUGGGCGUCCUCGACCCGAGCGAGAUCGAAGACGAUGGGGACGAAGGGCUGGAGUACGGCCGACGCAGAAGCACCCGUAUGUCGGUGAUGAAUCGCGUGGGCCACAGCCGACGGCGCGACGGUCGCAGCAAAGCCGUGCCCGCAGUGGCAGCAGUCGGUGCCGUGGCAGCCGGAGGAGCAGCAGUGGCGGCGGCUGUGGGCAAUCGCCUCAGCUCGGGAGUGCACUACAGCGCAGUGCAAACUGAGGGGCACGGUGGUCGAGGCGACAGCGGCAGCGGUGUUAUUGGUAUUGGUAAUGGUGGCGGUGGUGGCAGUGGUACUACCGCUGUUGCCGUCGGCUCUCAUGCAUAUGACGACGGCGGCAGCGCCGAAAAAUCAGAGUGGCUGGCAGGCCAGAGCACCAGCUCGAAGCGGUGGCGCUGGGCGGCAGCGAUUGGGCUGGGAGUGGCGAUCGUGGCGGGCAUUGUAUGCGGCGUCGUGUUUGGCGUGGUGCUCAAGAACAAAAACAACGGCAGCAGCAGUGGCAGCAGCAGCUCCAGCAGCUCUAGCAGCGAGCUGUCGAUUAAGAGCCCGGAGAUCCAGAAGCUGCUCAACAAUACGAAGCUGCACAAGGUGUUUCCGGGCAUCGACUACACGCCUAUCAACACGCAGUACCCCGACUGCCUGACACACCGGCCGUCACAGAACAACGUGACGCGCGACGUGGCGGUGCUGUCGCAGCUGACGAACACGAUCCGGCUGUACGGGACGGACUGCAACCAGACGGAAAUGACAAUCGAGGCGAUCAACCGGCUGGAGAUGCAGGACACAGUCAAGAUCUGGAUGGGCGUGUGGCAGGAUGGCAACGCGACGACGAACGCGCGGCAGCUGGAGCAGAUGUGGGACGUGCUGGAUGCCAGCGGAUCGGAGCCGUUUGUGGGCAUCAUCGUGGCGAACGAGAUCCUGUUCCGCAAGCAGAUGACCACGACGGAGCUGAGCAGUCUGCUGUCGGAGGUGCGCAGCAACCUGUCGGCGCACGGGGCCGAGGGGCUGCCGGUGGCGACGUCAGACCUGGGGACGGUAUGGGACGCUGCGCUGGCCGAGGCGUCGGACUACGUGAUGGCCAACAUCCACCCGUUCUUCGGCGGUGUCAACGCGACGGACGCGGCGGCCUGGACAUACGACUUUUGGGAGACAGACGUGGGGGCGGCCUUCAAGACGAACACGAGCCGCAACAUCAUCAGCGAGACCGGCUGGCCGUCUCAGGGCGGCGAGGAUUGUGGCACGGGAUCGACAGAGACGAGCUGUCCAGAUGCGGCGGUGGCCGGCAUUGGCGAGCUCAAUCGGUUCAUGGAGGACUGGGUGUGCCAGGCCUUGGCCAACGGGACGCAGUACUUUUGGUUUGAGGCGUUUGACGAGCCGUGGAAGAUCUCGUACGAUACAGACGGCGAGGCCUGGGAGGACCAUUGGGGCCUGAUGGACGUGAACCGGAAUCUGAAGACAGGCGUGACGAUUCCGGAUUGUGGCGGGCUGACAGUGUAG